AUGCGUUCACUGCUAGCGUACUACGCUGAAGCGGUCAUGUCAGCGGUAGCACGGGAGGCUGGGUGCGCGGGCGGGUGCAACGGCCACGGGGACUGCAUGAACGGCACCUGCCUCUGUGAGAUACGAUACUCGGGAGAUGAGUGUGCCGGACCCAACAUGCCGUACCAUGCGUGUAUUGGUGGGGUAUUCCUUCUAGUGGCUUUCGUGUGCGCAGUGCAAUUGAUAAUAUGCAUAGUGACAGAGUACAGAAGGCUCAAAGCGCCUACAUUCCUAAAAGCGUGUAAAGUGACGACGCAGAAGAUGCUAUACCUUGUAGCAUUCCUCGCUUCGCUCAUUCGCGGUGCUUACUUUGUAUCGCCGUCAGCAUUCCAAGAAGGGUGGGCGACGAGCCUGCUAUCCGCGUACUAUCCUCUCUUGAUGUCGGGAUCAUCCCUCAUCGUCUGUUUUUGGGCGGAGGUGUUCCACCUUCGUGACAUUCGCUGGGAGAGGCCGCGAUUCAUCUCGAAGUCUUUCCUCGCGUUCGUUACAUUCAACGUCAUCAGCUAUUCUCUGCUGGCGGCAGAAGUGCUGACCACCAACAUUGCUGAUACUUCUGUGAAAAACAGGAAUUUUUACCAGCACGUAUUCAACGGUUGCUACUCGGUGCUGCUGUUCAUAGUGGUCAUAUUCUUCCUCAUAUAUGGAGUAGAAGUUUUUUUCAAGCUUCGCGGUGAAUUCCUCAAGGAAACGAAAGUAUGCACGAUAAUAUCCCCAAGACCGGGACCAUCCACCGCAGCCGAAGGCGAUGAUGUUCAAGACACGUUGGUCACUAAGCAGGGCAUCCAGACAGAUUUAGCAGACUACAAUGGCACGGUGGAUCCCCGCUCGGUGAACCACUCGCAACUACAUCAGUCCCGCCUAGGUCUGGUCAGCCAGGCCUUGAUGCUGAUUCUCAUUGCUGGUUUCCUUGCUUCGGAGACGUUGAGCGAGUUUUGGAAGACUAAAGUGCCAGUGGUGUCGCGCAACUGGCACGACGUGGUGUUCCGGCUGGCUGAGAUCGGUGUCGCGCUAUGGUUCCCGUGCGUGCUGUGGAACUGCAUGGCGCCGGAGCGACUGUGGCUGCUCAACCCGCGGCGGCUGCUCGCGCGGCAGCUGGACGACGCGCGCCUCUCCGAUCUGUUGGCCAAGAGACCGACUGAUCAUAAGGUGAACUAUGAGACCGACUCUCUCGUGGGGAGUGUGGGUUCGGUUCGCGACUGUUGGAUAUGCUACGACAGUUCUCGGCCUGAGCCUCUAAUAACGCCGUGCAGAUGUACGGGGGACGUUGCUGCCGUCCAUCAUGACUGUUUGAGAAGAUGGCUGGUAGAGAGUGCUUCGUCUCCUGAUGGCUUAAAAUGCAAGGUGUGCAACACGCCCUACAUCGUACAAGAAACGAAUAGGGUGGAGUGGGAGCGCGGGUUCACGCGCGCGCACUGGACGCGCACGGCGCUGGGCGUGGCGUGCGCGUGCGCGGCGGCGGGCGCGGCGUGGGCGCUGGUGCAGCUGUUCCCGUCGCCCGUGCCGCGCGUGCUGGCCGCCGGCGCCGCGCUGCUCGUCUGCUACGUCGUCAUACGGUGUCUUGGAACACACACAAUCACAGCAUACCAGCGUGCCAAAGUGUCUUCACUGAAGAUUUUAACCGAGCCUAUGGAACUGAACACCGAUCAAAACCAACUAUCGACCAUAAGCAAAACUGUGACCGUCGAAAUAGCGUCUAAGGCGAUACUCGAUCAAGCAUUGAAAGGAGAGAAA
Messenger RNA from Brenthis ino (lesser marbled fritillary), 1770 nucleotides. Lineage: Eukaryota; Metazoa; Arthropoda; Insecta; Lepidoptera; Nymphalidae. The record is from the annotation of a GenBank genome assembly.